Messenger RNA from Sipha flava (yellow sugarcane aphid), 384 nucleotides. RefSeq names its product tigger transposable element-derived protein 6-like. Gene Ontology annotation, molecular function: DNA binding. NCBI's taxonomy places the organism in Eukaryota, Metazoa, Arthropoda, Insecta, Hemiptera, Aphididae. The coding region runs from base 1 to 384 and encodes 127 amino acids. The record is from RefSeq and is a predicted model, not a curated record. Gene Ontology annotation, cellular component: nucleus. The transcript is spliced from 2 exons.
AUGUUAGCUUUAAUAAGAUUGAGUAAAAGAGUGAAAACUCCCUCAUUUGAACAAAUUGAUCAAAAGUUGUAUGAGUGGUUUGUCAGCGUUCGGUCAAAAAAUUUGCCAAUUUCCGGUCCAAUUAUACAAACAGAAGCUAUGAAAUUGGCUGAAAAAAUGAUUGUCAAAGAAUUCAUGGCUUCGAACGGUUGGCUAGAAAAAUUUAAAAAAAGGCAUGACAUUGUUUGGAAACAAGUUAGUGGUGAGGCUAAUGACGUUAAUCAAGAAACUGUGGUGGAGUGGAAGCAAAAAAUAUCAAGACUCAUUGCUGGGUAUGAAGCAAAAGACGUGUACAAUGCUGACGAAACUGGUUUUUUUUCAGAGGUAUUCCUACUAAGUCACUAG